Ceraceosorus bombacis is the source of this 1920-nucleotide messenger RNA. NCBI's taxonomy places the organism in Eukaryota, Fungi, Basidiomycota, Exobasidiomycetes, Ceraceosorales, Ceraceosoraceae. The record is from the annotation of a GenBank genome assembly.
AUGUCUGCACAACAGGGCGGGGUCCUUCAUGAUGCCGGCACGUACGAGGAUAAGAAGGGACAGCCUUCGGUCGAGGUCAACGAGGUAGGCUCAAACAAGAAGAGCACCAUCAAGAUUGGAAAGGAGCUGGGUCCUGUCGCUCGUAAGUGUCAAGGUGCUCUGAGCGUGACUGCACCUCUAUGCUAGAGUGCUGCCCUCAGUCGCGAAGCUGGAUGCUCGGCCCUAGGUGACCUACGACUUGCUCUGACAAAUUUGCUGUUCCGCCUGCGACGCUCUCAUUCCAGUGAUCUUCGCGUGUGGCACUGCGCUCUUCUCCGAUGGCUACAUCAACGCCGCUAGUGGUCCAGUAAAGACCAUUCUUGGUGUGCUCUACGAGAACCGCAAUCCCAACUUAGCGCACGACCUUUCCUUGUUUAGCAGUCUGGCCUUCGCAGGAACAGUCGCAGGCAUGCUGAUCUUUGGUGUGCUGACGGAUCGGAUUGGACGCAAGCCUGGAAUGCUAUUCUGCUGCAUCUGGCUCACGCUCUGGUCCAUCAUCAUCGCUGGGGCUUGGGGAGCCGGUGGAAGCAUCUCUGGUCUUUUUGUAGCUCUACAAGCUUACCGAUUCCUUCAAGGUAUCGCAUUGGGUGCAGAGUACCCUUGCGGCUCCGUGGCUGCUAGCGAAAACACCGAGGCACCCGGAGUCAACCCAAAGCACACCCAGUCUCUCUUCAUCCUUGCCACCAACACUGCCAUCGACUUUGGCUUCGUGGCAGCCAGCUUGGUAGCUGCUAUCCUACUCGAAAUCUUCAGCGAGAGGCAUUUGGAGUGGGUCUGGCGACUCACGCUCGGUCUUGGCGCUUUGCCACCCAUGAUCAUCUUCUUCUUCCGCACCAAAAUGCACGAGCCCGAGCAGUUCAAAAAGGGCGCCAUCAAAAAGCCAACCGCAAAGCUCUGGUGGCUCAUCAUCAAGAAGUACUGGGUCAAAUUAUCAGCUGUCUCGCUUUCCUGGUUCAUCUACGACUGGGUGUCCUAUCCGUGAGUCAGCUUCGAGCCGCCUCCCCCCUUGCGUCGCAUUACGCACAUCGCGCUGACUAGGUUCGCAUCUCUCACAGCGCUGGUCUGUACUCGAGCUUCUUCGUCUCGGAGCUCGUACCUGACAACGACUUGCAGAUCAGUCUUUGGUACGGUGUGCUCAUCAACGCGUUCUACAUUCCGGGCACCAUCAUCGGUGCGCUCCUCUCCGACAGACUUGGACCCAAGAAUACUAUGAUCCUAGGACUCUUCAUCCAGGCCGCCUUCGGUUUUGGGCUUGCUGGAGGUUUUGGCGCUCUUCGAAACGAGAGCAUCGCUGGCAUCAUCGUGCUGUACGGUUUCUUCGUCGCAGCCGGAGGUGAGCGAGGCUAGCAGAUGCAUGCACGCAGCAAAGUGCGUCCCCUGAUUUGCAAAAUGUGUCUUCUUCCCGCCCCUUACUCAGAGAUGGGCCCCGGAAAUAAUCUGGGUCUCUUGGCGUCCAAGGCCGUAGCACCGACUGCUGUUCGAGGAACAUUCUACGGCAUCGCAGCAGCCAUUGGAAAGGUGGGCGCCUUCGUGGCCACCUACGUCUACGACCAGAUUCAAGCCGACCUGUCAUCCGACGAGAAUGCCACCAUUCGCUUCUCUGGCCCAUUCUACAUUGGUGCAGGCUUGGCGCUGGUCAGCGCUGCCAUCGUCUUUGUCUUUAUUCCUCAGGUCACCCAUGAUGGUAUGAAGAAGCUCGACAGGGAUUUUGAAGCCUACCUCCUUGCUAACGGGUACGAUCUCAGCUUCAUGGGCAUGGAGUCCACCUCGCCCCCCGAAAAGAUUGAGGAUGUCAAGGACACCGAGUCGCCUCAGGAGGAAAAGGAGGGUAUCGGUGCCGAUGCGGAGAGGGAGCAGGCUCGUCGGCAGACGGAGGCUUGA